UUCGAAAUUCUCUUUCAGGGAAGAGGGAGGAGAAUGGAUAACCGUUUUCUUCGACAUGUGUGACACGGGAAUGAAGAACAUGGACAUGGAGUUUAUCCAGUACAUGAUCAACCUAUUCAAGAAUUAUUACCCAUGGUUCCUUAACUAUAUCAUUGUUUUUGAAAUGCCGUGGCUGCUCAGUGCUAUGUGGAAGAUUAUCAAAACAUGGCUGCCCCCAAAGUCAAUAGAGAAAAUCAAAUUUGUCGAUAAGAAGUCUCUGAAAGAGUUUGUGGAGCCUGACCAAGCCCUGGUCAGCUGGGGAGGCACUGACAAUUACGAGUACCAAUUUGAGCCUGAGGCAACCAAUGCCUUUGAGCCAAUUGUCAACGGAGACAUAGAGGCACGGAAGGUCCACUUUGCUGAGGGUAGUGCUCAGCCACCUGCGUCACCUCUCAGGGGUAAACCACAGCUUAGACGCACAAUAUCAGCCAAUGGAAAGGCCAUCAUAGAUAUCGACCCAAGCGAAGAAUUGCUGUUCAGCAACUGCCGAAUUGGUGCGUCGACAAAUAUUAUACUGACGAACCCCACUGACAGCCCUGUGGCCUUCAAGAUCAAGACAACCUCACCAGAGAAGUAUCGUGUACGUCCAUCUGUUGGUGUCCUGGAAGGGGGAGCUCAGCUGGACAUCAGUGUGACCGUGAGUGAGCAGCUCGCCCCGGCUGCACUGGUCAGGGACAAGUUCCUUGUUAUGGGAGCCCCAACUUCAAUACCGGAUAUGAAUUCUCAGGAAGUUUCACAGCUGUUCAAGAACAUCAGCAAGGAUGAUCUUUUUGAAACACGCUUACGAGUAGGAGUCUCUGCUGUUGACUCAAGUCAUGAAUCGUCUUUAACUGGUGGUCAGGCAGCUCCUGUUUCAUCAUCAGAGCUUAUUUCAAAGAUUGACCAGUUACUCCACCGCCAGUCUGCCGUGGAAGAGCAGCUUCGAGCAGCAAAGAAGCUUGUGUUCAUCAUGCUUGUGGCCAUGAUUGUAGUGCUUAUAUUCCUCAUCACAAUUACGAACAACAACCUUCAUGCACACACCGCAGCGAUGCAGAGCGCAAACACUAUCAUCAGCCAAGCUAGUCAUGGGGAACAGGGUAGCCACGUGGAGCUAUAGCGCUUCCGUGCUCUAUAAUUAUAAGCUGUCAGAAGCUCAUUCGAGAAUGGCUUUGGUCGUUGAGUCCUUUAAAGAUUUAAAGAGAGGCUUGAUAUACGAGUGUAGAAUCACCCUUGAGGUCGUAUUGAAUGGAGGGAGGGGGGAGGGGGCGGAUGACUUUACAGUCAUUUUGCAUGAGAAGUUUGUCACGUUUGUGAGUGUUGUAGAGAGUGCUAUUAUAGUCUAGGGAGUUGUAAAUAGAUAAUGAAUACCUUUACUAGAGGCUUUUUAUAUGUUUAAUGGCAUUUAAGA
Messenger RNA from Penaeus vannamei (Pacific white shrimp), 1426 nucleotides. Lineage: Eukaryota; Metazoa; Arthropoda; Malacostraca; Decapoda; Penaeidae. The record is from RefSeq and is a predicted model, not a curated record.